AUGCUACCCAAGUUUGAUAUCGAACCUCCUCUCCCUCCCAAUCUAAACAAGUGGUACAAUCAACUGAAAAAUACAGAUCCAGUCUUUGAAAAGGUACACGACGAAGUGAUGAGUGGAUUGAAUGCAUGGGAGGAGAAGAAUCGGUGGCAUCCCAUACUAGGUGCUGGUUGGAGAGAUGAAGAACCUGCUACAAUCUUUGACAAGCUUAUGUCGGGUGACAUUCCCGCUACUGUUGUCAAGCAAGACGACAAGAUUUUUGCUUUCAAAGAUAUUAACCCAGCUGCUCCCGCUCAUGUUUUGGUCAUCCCCAAAGAUCGCAGCGGCUUGACACGUUUGGGUAAGGCUACUGAGGAGCAUACGGAAAUACUCGGUAGACUAUUGGUGGCUGCCGCCGAAAUAUCUAAAGAUAAAGAGCUUGGCUUUGGAGACGGAGCCCGGAUAGUUAUCAACGACGGCCCGGACGGUGGGCAAGAGGUUCCACAUUUGCACGUUCAUGUUCUUGGAGGACGAUCGAUGCAGUGGCCACCAGGCUAA
Phaeodactylum tricornutum CCAP 1055/1 is the source of this 534-nucleotide messenger RNA. RefSeq lists its product with no specific name. Gene Ontology annotation, molecular function: hydrolase activity. Gene Ontology annotation, cellular component: cytoplasm. NCBI's taxonomy places the organism in Eukaryota, Bacillariophyta, Bacillariophyceae, Surirellales, Neidiaceae. The record is from RefSeq and is a predicted model, not a curated record. The coding region runs from base 1 to 534 and encodes 177 amino acids. The transcript has a single exon.